Messenger RNA from Malassezia vespertilionis, 1233 nucleotides. RefSeq names its product N(6)-L-threonylcarbamoyladenine synthase (gene KAE1). Gene Ontology annotation, biological process: tRNA threonylcarbamoyladenosine modification. Bases 1 to 1233 code for a protein of 410 amino acids. Gene Ontology annotation, cellular component: EKC/KEOPS complex; cytoplasm. Lineage: Eukaryota; Fungi; Basidiomycota; Malasseziomycetes; Malasseziales; Malasseziaceae. The transcript has a single exon. The record is from RefSeq and is a predicted model, not a curated record.
AUGCCAAGGACAGAGCGCACGCCAUUGCCGGCUCUUUCGCGGCCGUAUCUUGCGCUUGGCCUGGAAGGAAGUGCAAACAAACUAGGUGCUGGAAUUAUUCGGCACAGUCCGACUGCCAACGACAGGAGCGGUGUUGCGCUGAAUAAUGCAACGGUAGAAAUUCUAUCCAAUGUAAGACACACGUAUGUGACGCCUCCUGGAGAAGGGUUCCAGCCGAGCGAUACUGCAAAGCAUCACAAGCACUGGAUACUUUGCGUUGUGAGCGAGUCUGUGCGUGCAAGUGGGAUUCAAAGCAUCGACGAAAUUGAUUGCAUUUGCUAUACCAAAGGCCCGGGCAUGGGUGCGCCGUUGCAAUCGGUCUCGCUCAUCGCGCGCACGCUUGCGCAAAUGUAUGAAAAGCCGUUGGUGGGAGUGAAUCAUUGUGUCGGUCAUAUCGAGAUGGGACGCACGAUCACGGGUGCCCAAAACCCCGUGGUAUUGUACGUCUCCGGCGGGAAUACGCAGGUUGUCGCCUACUCUGCCCAGCGGUACCGCAUAUUUGGCGAGACGCUAGACAUUGCGGUAGGCAAUUGUCUUGACAGGUUUGCGCGCGUAAUUGGACUCAGCAACGAUCCUUCGCCGGGCUACAAUAUUGAAAAAGAAGCGAGGAAAGGCAAACGGCUGCUGCAUCUCCCCUUUGGGACAAAGGGGAUGGAUGUUUCGCUCGCCGGCAUACUCAGCGCAACAGAGGCAUACACCAAAGAUAAACGCUUUAUACCCAGCGUGGCACCGCGCUCCACGGCUCCCGUGGGCGCACUCGCAAACGGAGCAAGUUUGGCCGGCACGGCGCAGCACAGCAAGGACCUGGCGGAAGACACGCCGACGUGCGAUGUGCAAGGCAACCAAAUCGAUGCGAUUACGCCUGCUGAUCUGUGCUUUAGCUUGCAGGAGCAUGUAUUUGCCAUGCUUGUCGAAAUUACCGAGCGUGCAAUGGCCCAUAUUGGCAGCCGCGACGUGCUCAUUGUCGGUGGCGUCGGUUCCAAUGUGCGCUUGCAGGAAAUGAUGGGCAUUAUGGCUCAGGAGCGUGGAGGUAAUGUGUUUGCGACAGACGAGCGAUUCUGUAUUGAUAAUGGAAUCAUGAUUGCUCAUGCCGGUUUGCUUGCAUACCGCAUGGGCCAGACGACGCCGCUUGAAAAGAGCACAACGACACAGCGAUUCAGAACAGAUGCACCGCACAUCCAGUGGCGCACGUAG